Molecule: messenger RNA, 2431 nt
Organism: Camellia sinensis
Lineage: Eukaryota; Viridiplantae; Streptophyta; Magnoliopsida; Ericales; Theaceae
Source: RefSeq, a predicted model, not a curated record
UGAGAGUACCUUCAAUCCAAACAGAAACACUGGAAGCAGAGAUCGGAGCAAACAUUUUUGGUUGGUACCCCCAAAGUCGUCCUCUUCCUCUUCCUCUCUGCACCAAACCCAAUCCCUUUUCACUUCCUAUUUUUCCUCCAUCAAGCCCUAAAACCCUACUACACUCUCUCCUCUUUCUCUUCCUUCUCCAAUUUUUUAUUCUCUUCAAUUAGGGUUCUAUUCUGUACUUCCCAUUUUUCAGGAACAGCAAGCAAUUCAUUUCAUCUAAAUCCGAGUUGCUUUUUGUAAAUUUGACAGGAAGAGCAAUGGAUCACAGUUCAGGUGAGGACACAGACAUAAGUGAAUCCGAAAUCGAGGAGUAUGAAGACAAAGCUUAUGAAAAACUGAAGAGUGGUAGUCAUCAGGUCAAAUUAUCAGAUGAAAUGUUCAGUUGUCCCUAUUGUCCGAAGAUAAGAAAACGAUAUAAGGAACUCUUGCAACAUGCUACUUCCGUGGGCAAUUGUAAUUCACAAAAACGAAGUGCAAGAGACAAGGCAAAUCAUCUAGCAUUGGUAAAAUACUUGGAAAAGGAUUUAGGGGUUGGUCCUGGUUCUGGUCCAUCACAACCUGUGACUGAGUCUGAUGCCCUUGCAGAUUGUGACCGUGAUGAGAUGUUUGUGUGGCCAUGGAUUGGAAUUGUGGUUAAUCUCCAAACUGAAUGGAAGGAUGGGCGAUAUGUGGGGCAAAGUGGUUCCAAGCUGCGGGACCAGUUGAUAAGAAGAGGGUUCAAUCCAAUAAGAGUUCAUCCGCUGUGGAAUUUUCGAGGUCACUCAGGAAGUGCUGUUGUGGAAUUUAAUAAAGACUGGUCUGGUUUUAACAAUGCCAUGUCAUUUGAGAAGGCUUAUGAGGCAGAUCAUCAUGGGAAAAAGGAUUGGAAUGCUGCAUCUAAAGAUCGAGGGUCUGAUCUCUAUGCUUGGGUUGCUCGGGCGGAUGACUACAAUUCUACCGGCAUUAUUGGGGAACAUCUUCGCAAGACUGGAGACCUUAGAACCAUUUCUGAUCUCAUGGCGGAGGAGGCUCAGAAAACAAGUAAACUUGUAUCUAAUUUGACAAACUUAAUCGAGGUCAAAAAUAGGAAUUUGGUAGAGAUGGAGAGCAAAUUCUCUGAGACUUCAAACUCUCUUAACAAAUUAAUGGAGGAGAAAGACAGGCUCCAUCAAUCUUAUAAUGAAGAGAUAAAAAAGAUUCAGUUGAGUGCACGAGAACAUUUCCAGAAGAUUUUCAAUGAUCAUGAAAAGCUUAAGUUGCAACUGGAAUCUCAAAAGGGGGAGCUUGAGCUGCGUGGAAAAGAAUUGGAGAAACGUGAUGUCCAAAGUGAAAAUGAAAGGAGAAAGCUCUCUGAAGAGAUUGAAAAGAAUGCCAUAAAAAAUAGUUCGCUUCAGAUGGCAGCUAUGGAGCAACAGAAAGCUGAUGAAAAUGUUUUGAAAUUGGCUGAGGAUCAGAAGAGACAAAAAGAGGAUCUCCACACAAGAAUAAUUCAACUGGAAAAACAGCUGGAUGCGAAACAAGCACUUGAGCUUGAAAUUGAGCAACUGAGAGGGACAUUGAAUGUUAUGAAUCACAUGGUUGACGAUGGUGAUUUGGAAGUCCUUAAAAAGGUUGAGGGAAUGCACAAAAUGUUGAGAGAAAAGGAAGGAGAUUUUGAUGAUUUAGAAGCAUUGAAUCAAACUCUAAUAGUGAAGGAGCGGCUUAGCAAUGAUGAGCUGCAGGAAGCUCGUAAAGAGUUGAUUAAUGGCUUGAAAGAAAUGCCAAAAAUUGAUAAUAUUGGUGUUAAGAGGAUGGGAGAACUUGACAAUAAACCUUUCCAUGAAGCAAUGAAGCGGAAGUACAGUGCCGCAGAAGCAGAAGAGAGAGCUAUGGAACUAUGCUCGUUGUGGGAUGAGUAUCUUCGUGAUCCUGAAUGGCAUCCUUUUAAAGUCGUCACCGUUAAUGGGAAAUCUCAGGGAGUAAUUGACACGGAGGAUGAAAAACUGAAAGGUAUGAAGAAUGAAUUUGGUGAAGAAGUAUACGAUGCCGUCACAAUGGCUUUGACGGAGAUAAAUGAAUACAACCCAAGUGGAAGGUACAUAACCUCGGAGCUGUGGAACUACUUCAAAGGGAGGAAAGCGACAUUGCAGGAGGGUGUUGCUGUCUUACUGAAUUUGUAUAAACGCAGGAAGCCGGCUGUCUGAUGGUCGGAAUGUAUUUUAUGUCAUGAAGUGUGGUGUGUUUGUGUCUGUAUCGCUGCAACAUAGACUGACAAUGUGGGGAGGGAAGGGGAUUGGGGAUCGGUUGACGUAAUGAGUUAUGAAUUGCUAUAUGAAGAACCCACUAAAACAAGUGGAUUUAGGGUUUGGGUUGUAGUGAUGAUUAAACUCCUAAUAAUAAACCAAUGAACUUCGUUUCAUGGAUC